This is a messenger RNA of Nicotiana tabacum (common tobacco), 431 nucleotides long. Lineage: Eukaryota; Viridiplantae; Streptophyta; Magnoliopsida; Solanales; Solanaceae. The record is from RefSeq and is a predicted model, not a curated record.
GGUAUUUUGUUCCUGAUGUUAUAGUGGCAGCAAUAAUUGGACUGGUGACUAGUUGGUCCAUUGGGCCUCUUUUGCCUGUUGUGAGCUACUGGUUAGCCAGGUCACCUAUAAUGCAUUUUUUGCUACACAGCAGUGUUCUCGCUCUGGCCCUUUCAUCACAAUUCUUUCCAUACAGUACUGACGCACCAAAAAGAGUUGUAUUCCAGCAUACUAUCAGGAGUGCAGGUGCCAGUCAAAUUAUGGAAACUACCUAUGAUUUUGCUGUUGUUGACUCCAAUUCUCUGCCUUUCGUUUUCAAACAUGCCCCUGAAGUGGCCAAUGCACUGCACAUUAAUACAGAAUUAUCCUUUGCUGCUGUCAAACAGUCUCACCAAGCUGAUUGGAUGGUAGCUACUUUGAAGCUUGACUAUGAUUAGCCAAACAUAUUUUCA